GUUUUUCUCAGUCGGUGUUGUAGCGAUCAAAGCUAACUACAUAAAGGUGCAACCACAGCGACUGAUAUGAAACAAGAGCCAUACCAGACUGCCAAGAUGACUGCAUCAGCAACUUGACUGGCCAAAUAUGUUGGCUGAAAAUUUUUCACUGUUUCGGUGUUCAUUGAUCAGAAAACGACAUCGCGGACGAAACACUAGCUAGAACAACAGCAAGCUGAGUAGUAUGCUGGACGUGGGGAAGUGGCCUGUGUUUGCACUCCUUCCUCCUGAGGAACUACGGCUUAUCCGGCAGGCUUGUGUCUUUGGCAGUGCUGCAAAUGAAGCCCUCUAUGUCACAGUUAAUGAUGAGGUUUUUGCUCUGGGUACCAACUGCAGCGGCUGUUUAGGGCUCGGAGACCUUCAAAGCACGAUUGAGCCACGCAGGAUUGAUGUCUUGUGUGGAAAGAAGAUUGUGUCCCUAAGCUAUGGAACAGGACCGCAUGUGGUUAUCGCUACUGCAGAUGGAGAGGUAUUUGCCUGGGGACACAAUGGCUACAGCCAGCUGGGCAAUGGGACCACCAACCACGGACUGACCCCUGCCCUUGUAUCCACCAACCUCCUUAACAAGAGAGUGACAGAGGUGGCCUGUGGCUCCCAUCACACUAUUGCCCUCACAACUGAUGGAGAGGUGUACGCAUGGGGUUACAACAACUCAGGCCAAGUAGGUUCAGGGUCCACUGCCAACCAGCCAACACCACGCCGGGUCAGCAGCUGCCUGCAGAACAAAGUGGUGGUUAACAUAGCCUGUGGUCAGCUCUGCUCCAUGGCUGUACUGGACAAUGGAGAGAUCUAUGGUUGGGGCUACAAUUGCAAUGGACAGCUAGGUUUGGGUAACAAUGGAAAUCAGCAGACCCCUUGCAGGAUCGCCGCUCUCCAAGGUGUCAACAUCGUCCAGGUUGCCUGUGGAUAUGCACAUACAUUGGCACUUACAGAUGAGGGGUUUGUUUAUGCCUGGGGAGCCAACUCGUAUGGGCAGUUGGGAACAGGCAAUAAGAGUAACCAAGCUCUCCCCACUCUAAUAAACACAGACAAGGAGAGGAUGGUGGAGGUGGCUGCAUGUCACACCAGCCACACGUCAGCAGCCAAGACACAGAGUGGGCAGGUUCUGAUGUGGGGUCAGUGUCGAGGUCAGGCUGUUGCCAGCCCCCACCUCACCCAUUUCAGCAGCACGGACGAUGUGUUUGCUUGCUUCGCCACACCGGCAGUCACGUGGCACCUCCUCUCAGUAGAUGGGGAUGACUACUUAACUGUUGCCCAGUCUUUGAAGAAGGAGUUUGACAGCCCAGAGAUUUCAGACCUUAAGUUCUUGGUUGAUGGGAAGUGUAUCCAUGUUCACAAAGCCCUGCUGAAAAUCAGGUGUGAGCAUUUUCGUGCAUUGCUGAAUGAAACAGAUGAGGAUGCCAUAGAAAUCCACCAGUUCUCAUACCUGGUGUACAGAGCCUUUCUGGAGUACCUCUACACAGACACUAUUAACUUGCCACCAGAGGAUGCUAUUGGGUUGCUAGACUUGGCUACAUUCUAUCGAGAGACAAGGCUGAAGAGGUUAUGUCAGGAAACGAUCAAGAGAGGCAUUUCUGAGGAGAACGCCAUCACUCUGCUCUCAGCUGCUGUCAAGUAUGAGGCGCGGGACCUGGAGGAGUUCUGCUUCAAGUUUUGCGUCAACCACCUAACAGCUGUCACGCAGACCCAGGCCUUUGCAGACAUGGACCACGACCUGCUCAAGAACUUCAUUAGUAAAGCCAGCCGCUACGGGGCCUUCAAAAACUGACUGGAGUGCCUAGGUAGUGAUGAAUUCAACAUGAUGAGGGCUAAGCUCACCGAGGUCCUGAGAGUUGACCCUAGACCAAAAUAAAUACCAGGCUGAUCAGUACUUCAAAGCCUUGUUGCUAGGGAUGAUAGCACUGGAGAGGCAAAAGGUUUAAGGUUCCACCAUAUAAAUGAUGCUUCUGUGUUACUCCCUUAAACCUAGCCCCAACACAGUGGUUGCUUAGGGUGGUAAUAUUAGGUUACACCACUCGGUCAGUCACAAGCAGACAGUGCAGAGGCCGAAUAGACAGUGGUCGCCUUUCUGUCGUCUUUGUGUUGCUGGCAGCACGCUUGGCUAAUUUGGUGUCUGAUUUGUUUGUUCAAGCUAGUCAGCGAUGGCCUGCAGGGGCUUGCCUCACAGUAUCAAUGUUUUAUCACACUGCCUGUUACCCCUACUAACGGGCAGUGUGAUAUACAGUAUUAUACUGUAGCACUUUAUGUUUGAUCAGUAGUGAGAGGAAGCAGUCAGCAGAGCCUGAUCAGCCAUGAAUUGUCCCUUCACAAUGUGCUGCUUUUCUUUGAAGCCUUGAUUCUCAAACUAUCAGGAUUGAGAAAUAGUAUUUAAUGAGGAAAAAGCUUCUUCUGUUUUGGAAAAACUGCAGCUUAUGUAUGACACCUUUUUUUCUGAACAGUUAUAAUUUGCAUCUGAUCAAAGCGAAUAUGUUCUCUUGUAUAAGUUAAUGUUAAAUUUUGCCACUUUAUAUAGUAAUUAUUCAUCUUUGCCAUCCAAAUGUAUGGUUCCUGUUUGAUGUUUGUACUGACUAACAUUUGCACUGUUUUGCGGUCGACAGCUGCUUUGGCCACCGUCAGCAAAGUGAUCCUACCACGUUUUUAUUUGUGGUCAGAUGAGCUCUGAGCAGCUGCAAACAGUGUCUAACCUACACAAGCAUAUUGGUCCCUGUGUAGCCUUUGGGUGAUGUUACACUGUAAGUGCAAAUGAUUUUACAGUUGUGUUUCAUUGCAAUUUGGUAUGUUUACAAAACUUUGCUUGUUUUUUUAAUUGUGAUUAUGUUGGCAGCAAACUUGUGGUUCUUUUUACAAGUGUUUCUUUUAUCUCUCCCCUGAUAGCACCUUGCAAUAAUGAAAUAGUGCUGGCUUAGUGUAACUGCCAACUGACUGUGCUGAAUAUAGCCCAAGUCUCAUAUAGGACCACAAGUUCUUUAAAUGUAGUUACCAGUUAAUUCCAAAUUAAAUUCCUAAAUCUGUCUAAAUAGACUGUAACAAAAUGCUUUUACUUUAACAAGCCAAUUAUUGUAUUUUUGGAAGAUUUUGAUAAUUACUAAAAUGCCUGUGUUCUCAUUUUGUAUGGAAAAUGCUAUAAGCUGCUGACAGUGGCACUAAUGGUAACAUUUGAUAAUUUAAAUGUAUUAAAAUAAAUAACUAUAUAAUUUGG
Chelmon rostratus (copperband butterflyfish) is the source of this 3238-nucleotide messenger RNA. RefSeq names its product regulator of chromosome condensation (RCC1) and BTB (POZ) domain containing protein 2 (gene rcbtb2). Gene Ontology annotation, molecular function: protein binding. The record is from RefSeq and is a predicted model, not a curated record. The transcript has 12 exons. The coding region runs from base 224 to 1807 and encodes 527 amino acids. NCBI's taxonomy places the organism in Eukaryota, Metazoa, Chordata, Actinopteri, Chaetodontiformes, Chaetodontidae.